Messenger RNA from Pyrus x bretschneideri (Chinese white pear), 675 nucleotides. Its product is annotated as V-type proton ATPase subunit e1. The transcript is spliced from 4 exons. Gene Ontology annotation, biological process: proton transmembrane transport. Gene Ontology annotation, cellular component: proton-transporting V-type ATPase, V0 domain. Gene Ontology annotation, molecular function: proton-transporting ATPase activity, rotational mechanism. Lineage: Eukaryota; Viridiplantae; Streptophyta; Magnoliopsida; Rosales; Rosaceae. The coding region runs from base 205 to 417 and encodes 70 amino acids. The record is from RefSeq and is a predicted model, not a curated record.
AGGGUUCACAAAGCCCUGUUCAACAAUGCACUGUUUACACUUUAGACGUUUCCUCCAAACGACAGCGUCCAGAGUAAUCAAAAUAGAAUAUAAGAUCCCAAAUAUUUUCUCUCUCUAAUUUUUUUUUUCCACAUUUCUCGGUAGCCAAACAGCCGAAAUUGAACUUUUGUGGUUGUGUGGAUCAAGAUCGAAGAGAAAUCCAACAUGGGGUUCUUAGUUACGACCCUAAUUUUCGCUGUGAUUGGAAUCAUUGCGUCCUUAUGUACCAGAAUUUGCUGCAACAGAGGACCCUCUGCUAAUUUGUUCCAUCUAACAUUGGUUAUUACAGCAACGAUCUGCUGUUGGAUGAUGUGGGCAAUUGUGUAUCUUGCACAAAUGAAACCGCUCAUAGUCCCUAUUCUAAAUGAAGGAGAGUGAAGUUGCAUUUUGAAAAGCAUAUAUAUCGCCUCAUUUGGUUACUUCCCGGUGGGAUGAUGGAUUGUUUCCGGAGAACAUCAAGUUUUAGUCCAAUUGACUGUUUUUAGUAUCUUAUGGUGUUGGAUUAGUAUGUAAAUGUCGGAGUUUAAACGUCGAAUUUGUUUGGAAUUGUUAUAUGUACCCUCAUUCAUUUUAGAAUUCACUGUCAGACAUUCAAAAGCGGAUAAAUAUGAGUUAAAUGGAAUAAGUUAUAGCCAA